CAUCUCAGAUGCAAAAAAGAAAUACAAAUGGUCUAAGUUUUCCCGCCAAUAUCAACCGCAAAUGUUACCACCAGAGAGCGCCGCGCGCAGUCCGCUUCGUUGUUGUCGGCGUCGGUCAUUUCAGAUUUCGUGGUUAUUGUUUCGUAUUUUCGGCAAAUUAAAUUAAAAUAAGACUCAAAGUUCAGUGUUCGUGAAUAACUUUCAACAUGAUUUCAUCGGCCGUUCCCUCCGUGUUGAAAGACAACGUGCGCGAACUUAUACCAACAGCAAAAAUUCUGGUUGUCGGUGCUGGAGGAAUUGGUUGCGAAGUGUUAAAAAAUUUGGCCCUCUCCGGUUUUUCCGACAUAGAAAUAAUUGAUUUGGAUACGAUAGACGUUAGUAACCUUAACCGACAAUUCCUGUUUCGUAAGGAGCACGUCGGCAAAUCGAAAGCCGAGGUGGCGAAGGAAAGUAUUUUAAAUUACAAUCCAGACAUCAGUAUUAAAGCAUAUCACGAUAGCAUUACUAGUCAAGAGUAUGGCGUUAAUUUUUUCAAGAGAUUCAGUGUCGUCCUAAACGCUUUAGAUAAUAGGGCUGCUCGCAACCAUGUUAAUCGAAUGUGUUUGGCCGCAGAUGUCCCGUUAAUUGAGUCGGGCACUGCCGGAUACUCCGGUCAAGUGCAGUUCAUUAAGAAAGGCGUUACGCAAUGUUACGAGUGUCAACCGAAACCACCUCAGAAAUCGUUCCCUGGCUGUACCAUCAGAAAUACUCCGUCUGAGCCCGUUCAUUGUAUUGUUUGGGCCAAACAUUUAUUUAAUCAAUUAUUUGGCGAAGACGAUCCCGACCAGGACGUAUCUCCCGACACGGCCGAUCCGGAAGCGGCGGGAAGUGUCGCUAACAAUUUGCAUCAAUCGACAGACGCGGGAAACGUUCAGCGAACCUCUACUCGACAAUGGGCACAACAGACAGAUUAUAGUGACGUCAAACUGUUUAAUAAAUUCUUCAACGACGACAUUAACUACCUGCUAUCAAUGGAGAACCUGUGGAAGUCGCGUAAACCUCCGGAGCCGAUAACCUGGGAAGCGGCGACUGCGUGCGAAGGCGAAAAGAAGGAGAUCUCGGAUGAUGUCGCAUCGGAUAUGGAAGUGUGGCCGAUGUAUUUGUGCGCAGAAAUCUUCUCCUCGACGAUUGGCACGUUAAAAAAGGAACUUGUAAAUAAAGAGUUUUUGAUUUGGGAUAAGGACGAUAAGGUCGCGCUGAACUUCGUUACCGCUUGCGCCAAUAUAAGGGCGCACAUUUUCUCAAUUGCGAAAAAAUCACGUUGGGAUAUUAAAUCCAUCGCCGGAAAUAUUAUUCCCGCCAUUGCCACCACCAAUGCGAUGAUAGCGGGACUCGUCGUACUUAUCGCCUUCCGUGUACUCGCAGAGGACUAUGAAGAAUGCCAAUCUAUUUAUUUGCGCCAGAAAUCGGUACAUUCCAACAUCAUUUUGGCUCCCGAUUUCUUCAUCGAUAAGGCGAAUCCUAAUUGCUAUGUGUGUGCGGAACAACCAUAUGUUUCCGUCUACGUAAAUGUGGAGGAAAUGACUGUGAAAGAAUUCGAAAGCGAAGUGCUGAAGAAAACGUUGAAUAUGAUUGCUCCUGACGUUAUUCUCGAUGGAAAAGGAGUUUUUGUUAUAUCCUCCGAGGAAGGCGAAACUGAGAUUAAUAACGACAAGAAACUAUCCGCACUUGGAAUUGUCGACGGGAGCAUCUUAAAAGCAGACGAUUUCCUCCAAAACUACAAUUUAACCAUUGGAAUUACGAAUUACAUAGCUGAAAAGGAUGAGCCGUUAUUUAAGAUUGAUGCAAAAAGUGAAGAGUUACAGCCCAACCAACAAAACGGUAGACAGAACGGUAGUACUGACAAAAGCGCACAACAAGAAAAUGAUAUGGAAGUGGACGAUGAUAAAAAUGAUGUGGAGUUUAUCGCGCCACCUGUCGAUGAUGAUGAUCCUCAAGAAGGUACUUCCACAAAAAAACGGAAGUUAAAUCCGCCAGAAGACGAAGAUGAAGAUCUUAUAAUGUUGGAUGAUCCUUAAAACGAUCGUGGGUGUUGUAAUUUUUAUUUUCUCAAAUCUAAAAACGAAACAGUUGUAUACAUUUUUUGUAUUAAAUAAUUACCCGUCA
Photinus pyralis (common eastern firefly) is the source of this 2145-nucleotide messenger RNA. RefSeq names its product SUMO-activating enzyme subunit 2 (gene Uba2). Gene Ontology annotation, cellular component: cytoplasm; SUMO activating enzyme complex. Gene Ontology annotation, biological process: protein sumoylation. NCBI's taxonomy places the organism in Eukaryota, Metazoa, Arthropoda, Insecta, Coleoptera, Lampyridae. The transcript has 7 exons. Gene Ontology annotation, molecular function: SUMO activating enzyme activity. Bases 207 to 2057 code for a protein of 616 amino acids. The record is from RefSeq and is a predicted model, not a curated record.